CAAGGCGUACCCAUCUGCCUCUACAGUCCUUUGCUUAUCUGCCAUCUCUCUUUUCUGUUUUUCUGAGUUCUCUCUCUCUCUACCUCUGGAAACUCUCCAAAGCUCUCAUUUCUGCAAACACAUUUUCCCCUCGCGGGACUCGAGGCGUUAAAAGAAACCAAUCCCCACAAGUGGCCCGGAAUAAAGUAUAAAACUUUGGGUGAGACGCUGGGAGGGAGGGUUCAGUUUAGGUUUUAAGGCUUUGGGAUCAAAGCGGGUAUGAAGAUCAAGAGAAAAGGUAAAGUCUACCCAUCUUCCUCGUCGUCUUCUUCUUCAUAUAAAGAUGCCAUUUCUGUAUUCAAGCUUCUUCCGGCUACUAUUCUAGCUCUGGCUUCAGCUCUCUCAGUCGACGAUCGUGAAGUCUUGGCUUAUAUGAUAACCAGGUCCAUCACCACCGCUAAUCCAUCUUCCAUUAUCGAGCGGCAUAAGAAGAAGUGCAAGACACCCCACAAUGUUCAGAAGCUUCCUCUUUUCGAAUGUGGGUGCUUCGACUGCUACACCAGCUUCUGGUUCAGGUGGGACUCCUCGCCGGACCGUGAGCUCAUUCACCACGCCAUUGAAGCGUUCGAGGACCAGCUGACCACCACCGAGUUCUUCAAAAAGAAUGGCAGAGGAAGAAAGCGAGAUAAGCUCGUGGAUCGCCGCGACGCCGAAAGAUCGGCCGACUUAACGGAGGAGAACCGAACCGAACCGAACCGCCUAAACGACGUCGUUCUGGGGCCUGAUGCUGAAGACCCCGGCGAAAAUGACCUGGACUGCGACGGCGCUGAGUUGAAUGGAGGGUUGGAGAUGGAGGUGGUGUCCGCAUCAGCUCCGGCGAGCCACCACAAGGGUUUGGCCAGAAAAGUCCUGCCGGACGUGGUGGGUUUAUUAAACUCGCGUUUGUGGAGCCUUUGGAGUCCGAAUAUUUAGAAGAAAAAAAAAAAAGAAGAAAAAGAAAAAUGAAGAAAAACAGUUGUAUUAGUAGCAGCACAUUCCAUAAUCCCUCUGGAAUAUGAAUAUUAAUAUAAGAAUA
Messenger RNA from Vitis riparia (riverbank grape), 1054 nucleotides. RefSeq lists its product as uncharacterized. Bases 259 to 951 code for a protein of 230 amino acids. The record is from RefSeq and is a predicted model, not a curated record. The transcript has a single exon. NCBI's taxonomy places the organism in Eukaryota, Viridiplantae, Streptophyta, Magnoliopsida, Vitales, Vitaceae.